AUGUUCCGCCGUCAACGUCCCACCACAACCACCACUCGUACCACCAAACCCAGUCUAUUGACUCGUCUUCGUGGCCCUAAUGCUCGCACUCGGACAGUCAAAACAAAGACUACCACGACCCGCCAUGACGGCGCCUACGGUCGUACUAACGCCACUGCUCCGGCGCAUCAUCACCGUCGAAAGGUCACACUGGGAGACAAGGUGUCGGGAGCCAUGCUGAAGUUGAAAGGGACUUUGACACAUAGACCGGCAGUAAAGGCCGCUGGCACUCGUCGGAUGCAUGGCACUGAUGGACGUGGAAGCCAUCAUCGUCGUGCUUAUUAUUGA
Aspergillus thermomutatus is the source of this 327-nucleotide messenger RNA. RefSeq lists its product as uncharacterized. The record is from RefSeq and is a predicted model, not a curated record. The coding region runs from base 1 to 327 and encodes 108 amino acids. The transcript is spliced from 2 exons. Lineage: Eukaryota; Fungi; Ascomycota; Eurotiomycetes; Eurotiales; Aspergillaceae.